AUGCCUCGUUUAUCCAUCCUCGCGGGAUCUUUUGUCCUUCUUGCCUUUUCUGGUGUCAAUGCCGGACCUUGCCGUCCCUCAUCAUCCACCGUCACCACAAGUCUCGAGACGACCGCCGCCCCAACCGAAGUCGAGACUACAGGGACUGCCAGCAAUACUGCCGAUCUUACCACCACCACCACUGCCGAGACUACAACAGCAGCCGUCAGCAAAUGUACCGCGGCCCCUCUUCCAGAGAAUCCCCGUGCCUGUAAAAACAUCCCGAACCCACACAUGGCACCCAAUUGUGUCAGCUUCAACAUCGCGUGCGACACCAUGCUUGACUUCUAUUUUGGCGAGAAAUAUCUCAGUGCUUCGAGUUUCGAGGAGUGCGUAUCCAAGUGUGCACAGGAUGUUGAGUGUAGUGGUGUACAGUACACCAAGGCAGGCUCGGUCUGCAUGAGCGUUGCAGACUCUUUGGGCUCUAAUGGUAACACUCCCGCCUACGAUGUUGCAUACAAGCGGGGAGAGUAG
Fusarium graminearum PH-1 is the source of this 513-nucleotide messenger RNA. RefSeq lists its product as uncharacterized. The transcript is spliced from 2 exons. The record is from RefSeq and is a predicted model, not a curated record. NCBI's taxonomy places the organism in Eukaryota, Fungi, Ascomycota, Sordariomycetes, Hypocreales, Nectriaceae. Bases 1 to 513 code for a protein of 170 amino acids.